AUGGGGUUGCCUGAUGUGUUUUGUAAUUGGAUCAAGGCUUGUAUUACCACCCCUAUGUACUGUGUUUGCUUGAAUAGUAGUUUAGUGGGGUAUUUUAAAGGGGCUAGGGGGAUUAGACAAGGGGAUCCUCUAUCCCCUUAUCUUUUUGUUAUUGUAAUGAAUGUCCUGUCCUCCCUAUUGAAUGUUGCUGCCAAUAGAGGAAUUUUUAGAUUCCAUCCUAAGUGCAAGAGAGUCUCUCUCACUCACCUUUGCUUCACGGAUAAUCUGUUAGUCUUUUGCCAUGGUUUUCUUGAGUAUGUGUUGGGAGUGCAGAGCACUUUAGAGAAAGCUACUGGAUUUAAGAUUGCGCAGCUCCCUGUUAGGUAUCUUGGAGUACCCCUUGUUACUCGUAAACUCACAGGGAAGGACUGCUCUGCUCACUUGGAACGUAUUAAAGGUUGUGAUGCCCCUGCCAGAGGUGCUCGUGUAAGUUGGAGCCAGAUUGCAUGGUUACAUGCAUACUGUCUUAAAGCUGUAAGCUUCUGGGAAGUUGAGUACAAAGCCUACUUCAGCUGGAUUUUGAAAAAGCUGCUGAAGCUUCGUGAAGAGGCUAGGAAUUUGUUUAUUCCUUGUUCUAAUUGGAACCUGAUCAAGGGUAAAUGGCUUUGGGACCAGAUUAGAGUUCGUGCAGAGAAAGAUAGUUGGCAUAGGAUCAUUUGGUUUCCUGCUCAUAUUCCGAUAUUCUCCCUUAUUGCUUGGAUGACCACCCUUGAUAGACUGCCUACGAGAGAUAGUCUGAUUCGAUUUGGUUUGGUCUUGGAUAAUGGUUGUGUCCUGUGUGGGUCUAGGAUUGAGUCUCGUGACCAUCUCUUUGCUGAUUGCUCCUUUGCUGAAGAAGUUUGGAAUGUUGUGCAGGUCUCCUGUGGGAUUCAUCCUGCUUUGCUUAAAUGGAAUGAUCGCCUUCAAUGGCUGAUUGUUAACUUGAAGGGUAAAUCUCUCAGGGUGAGGAUUCUAAAGCUCGGCUAG
This is a messenger RNA of Hibiscus syriacus, 1005 nucleotides long. RefSeq lists its product as uncharacterized. Lineage: Eukaryota; Viridiplantae; Streptophyta; Magnoliopsida; Malvales; Malvaceae. The transcript has 4 exons. The record is from RefSeq and is a predicted model, not a curated record. Bases 1 to 1005 code for a protein of 334 amino acids.